This is a messenger RNA of Medioppia subpectinata, 2757 nucleotides long. The record is from the annotation of a GenBank genome assembly. NCBI's taxonomy places the organism in Eukaryota, Metazoa, Arthropoda, Arachnida, Sarcoptiformes, Oppiidae.
UUUCAGUUUAAACCUCAUACCAAUGUGUAUUUCCUGAUGAUUGAAAACAUAGCAAUAAUUUUAUUAUCGGUAAUAAAUUGUGGCGAAACUAAUGUAUCGUCGGUUUCGUGGGUUAAACUCAUUGAUAGGACGAGUGAUUGGAUUCAUAAGACAUCUCUUGUCUUAGAAAAGGAUAUCAUUGCCAUAAAUGUGUUGCAAAACAUAUCAAAUGCCUGUAACGACAGUAUAUGGCAAACAUUUAAUAGUGUAAAAAAUUUGGAUGUGUGGGCCGUCCAGAUGAUGAACUCUUGGGGCACAUUUCCACCACGAGGUGCACUCUUGGGAACAAAUACCGAUUUUGGCUCUUAUGACCAGUGCCUGGCCAUUGAGCCCAACACUGUUAUCAAUGAACCCCAAUAUUGUUUGAUUGAUAUAUCGCCGCCAAUACCCAAAUCUAUGCCAAUUCAUCACAAUCUUUAUCAUCAAAUCAAUAUCCAUAUGAAUAUAUCCCAAAAAUACGACAAUCAUAACGAGAAUGUAUUCAAAUCGUACUCAGAAUUUGCAUCAUUUCAUUACUGGAUUUCAUUUCGGACGGCUAUCUGUACGCCAUCUAAGUGUACGCCAAAUGAUGUCUCAUUACUGGCCAAUGGAUUCGCCGAUUAUUAUGGACUCGAGUUAAAGCAGAUCCGAUGCGAGACAAAGGAUACUUGUUUGCUAUCAAACGAAUCGUCCGAAAGGUUUGCCUGUAUUCACGGCUUAAGAGUGUUAACAUUGGUUUGGGUGGUGUUCUCGCACUCAACCGAAUGGACAAACUUUCAGCUCUUCAGCCGAUCCUUUAGAGUGAGAAAAAUGUUUACAACAAUUGAGAGUCAAUUAGUAUUGAACGGCGAAUACGCUGUCGAAAACUUUUUCUUCAUUGGAGGAAUGUUGACCAGUUUCAUAUCACUCAAAUACACGAGUGGCAAACUUUACCGCUUCAAUGCACUGGGCUUUCUGUUGGUCAGAUAUUUACGGCUCACACCACAGCUCUUUGUGUUCAUCGCCCUCGAAAGGUUUGCCUGUAUUCACGGCUUAAGAGUGUUAACAUUGGUUUGGGUGGUGUUCUCGCACUCAACCGAAUGGACAAACUUUCAGCUCUUCAGCCGAUCCUUUAGAGUGAGAAAAAUGUUUACAUCAAUUGAAAGCCAAUUAGUAUUGAACGGCGAAUACGCCGUCGAAAACUUUUUCUUCAUCGGAGGAAUGUUGACCAGUUUUAUAUCACUCAAAUACACGAGUGGCAAACUUUACCGCUUCAAUGCACUGGGCUUUCUGUUGGUCAGAUAUUUACGGCUCACACCACAGCUCUUUGUGUUCAUGUUAUUAACAUUUCUGAUGCCGUUGGGCGGGUGGGCGUCGGGCCCUCUCUGGCGGGAGACUAUAACCCCCAUCAUUGAUAAUUGCAGCACCAAUUGGUGGUGGAAUGUAUUUUAUAUCCAAAAUCUAUUCAAAGCGCCCCAAAUCUGUGCCAUUCACUCUUGGUUUCUGGCCUGUGAUAUGCAAUACCAUUGGUUCUCACUAUUGCUGGUCAUACCAGUGCUCUACCGCUUUAGAUUAGGUGUUGUGCUCGCAAUCGGCACAAUUGUCUUGUGUUAUGUUAUAUCAAUCAUUAUCGGCAACGCAUACGAUCUGCCCCCGGGUCUCAUCAACACCGGUCGGGAUCAGCACUUUCUCUGCUAUUACAUCGAUCUCUUUUACAUCAAGCCGUGGUCUCAUUCAACCGUAUUCUUCAUCGGAUUCCUCUUCGGUCUCAUCGCUUAUAAAAACAAAACCAAGAAAUUAGAUCAGAAAUACCGAUUCUGUAUAAUUGUGUCGGCAAUUAUUGGUUACAUCGCGUGUCUUAUGGAUACCUAUCACUGGAAUGAUGGCAAACCUCAUACCAGCCUAUUAUCAGCCCUAAUAUUUUCAACAUGUGCGCCCCAAAUCUGUGCCAUUCACUCUUGGUUUCUGGCCUGUGAUAUGCAAUACCAUUGGUUCUCACUAUUGCUGGUCAUACCAGUGCUCUACCGCUUUAGAUUAGGUGUUGUGCUCACAAUCGGCACAAUUGUCUUGUUUUAUAUCAUAUCAAUCAUUAUCGGCAACGCAUACGAUCUGCCCCCGGGUCUCAUCAACACCGGUCGGGAUCAGCACUUUCUCCUCUAUUACAUCGAUCUCUUCUACAUCAAGCCGUGGUCUCAUUCAACCGUAUUCUUCAUUGGAUUCCUCUUCGGUCUCAUCGCUUAUAAAAACAAAACCAAGAAAUUAGAUCAGAAAUACCGAUUCUGUAUAAUUGUGUCGGCAAUUAUUGGUUACAUCGCGUGUCUUAUGGAUACCUAUCACUGGAAUGAUGGCAAACCUCAUACCAGCCUAUUAUCAGCCCUAAUAUUUUCAACAUGUCGUGUGGUGUGGGCGCUGUCCACCGGAGCGCUGGUGUGGCUCUGUAUUAGCGGUAACGGAGGUUUCAUCGACCGGUGCCUCUCAGCCCCUAUACUUAUACCCCUUUCCCGACUCACGUAUUCCGUGUAUUUGACACACGUGUGGGUUAUUUGGGUUUUUGUGGGCACCAGACGGGAGAGGAUUGACGCAAAUGUAAUGGAAAUUAUGCUAAUAUUUAUUCACAAUUUAGUCAUCUCUUAUAUAAUCGGCUUUCUGUUCGCCCUAUUGUUUGAGAUGCCAGUCAUUAAACUUCAAAAGCGUUUAACAAAACGUUUUGUUAAAACGGUUGACAGACCCGAAGAGACCGAACUUGCAGUUAAGUUUUAA